This is a messenger RNA of Trematomus bernacchii (emerald rockcod), 2110 nucleotides long. RefSeq names its product deleted in malignant brain tumors 1 protein-like. The transcript is spliced from 8 exons. Bases 91 to 1533 code for a protein of 480 amino acids. The record is from RefSeq and is a predicted model, not a curated record. Gene Ontology annotation, cellular component: membrane. NCBI's taxonomy places the organism in Eukaryota, Metazoa, Chordata, Actinopteri, Perciformes, Nototheniidae.
AUGUGCCAAAAGGAGGAAGUCUCCUAACAGUGUUUUUAGUUAAGUGUCCUUCUGCCUGUUCCCUCACUGAGAGAUGUGUUAGAGUCAGCCAUGGGGAGCAAACAGCAGAGAAACCUGCACCGUUUGGUCAUUGUCUCUUUUCUCCUGACCUCUUCAGUUGCUGCAAACGGUCAGAUCAGAUUGGCUGGCUCUGGGUCCAAUAACUGCUCUGGAAGAGUUGAGAUCUACCACAGCAGCACCUGGGGAACAGUGUGUGAUGAUAACUGGGAUCUAAACGAUGCUCAGGUCGUCUGCAGACAGUUGGGCUGUGGUUCAGCGCUGAAGGCCCCUCGUGAAGCCCACUAUGAUCAGGUCAGAUUGGCUGGCUCUGGGUCCAAUAACUGCUCUGGGAGAGUUGAGAUCUUCCACAACAGUACCUGGGGAACAGUGUGUGAUGAUAACUGGGAUCUAGACGAUGCUCAGGUCGUCUGCAGACAGUUAGGCUGUGGCUCAGCGCUGAGGGCCCCUCACUCAGCCCACUAUGGUGAGGGGACCGGACCAAUCUGGCUUGGUAUGGUCGGCUGUUCAGGAAGUGAAAGUUCUGUCACUGAGUGUACCCAUCCAGGAUUUGGGACUCAUAACUGUUCACACUCUGAGGACGCUGGUGUGGUCUGUUCAGUGCCGCAGCAGAAGCCCACCCUCUCUCUGAUGUCUCCAAGUGGGGGGGCGCUCAUGGGCUCUGAUGGCCCUGAGGUCAUCUGGGGUCAGAGCGUCAGCAUCACCUGUUUUGCAUCAACUUUACCUCGACAGCUGUUUUCUAACACAAAGUUCAUCUUGGAAAAGACUUCCAGUUCCUUCAGAGAGUCCAGAACUCCAGGUAGCAGCUCUGCUUCCUUCAGCAUUCAGGAAGUGAACCUGGACCAUGAGGGAUGGUACCGGUGUCAGUAUCAGAUACGAGUCUCAGGACGAAACUUCAGCUCUCCCUUCAGUGACUCCGUCAGACUCUCUGUUUCUGUGCCGCUGCAGCAGCCCAACAUCUCUGUGACGUCGCCCAGCGGGGGGUUGUUCUGGAGCCCUGAAGGUGCAGAGGUCACCAGAGGUCACAGCUUCCUCCUCACCUGCUCCAUUGCUCCUCAGUAUCCUGGAGGAUUCUUCUCCCUCCUCUUCUCUGGGUCCCGCGUUAACGUCCUCAGGCGGGCAGUGAACCACUCGGCCUCCUUCAGCUUCCCUGCAGCCGGACCUGAGCAGCAGGGAAACUACAGCUGUCUGUACGAGGUCACCCUGUCCUCCAGGACCUUCACCUCCACACAGGAAGCACCCAUCACUGUCAUCAUCACAUUUCCUGUGAUGGUGCUGGUCUCCUCAGUGUGUGGGGGGGGUCUCCUGCUGGUCCUGCUGGUGCUGGGGGGGGUCUUCUUCUUCUUCCUGAUCCGCAGGAGGAGACCCGGAGACCUCAACCAAACUCCAAUGCGUCUCGGGGCCAUGAAGUUCAACAAAGAGGACAAGCAGAACAUCUAUGUUCACUUUGAUGGUGACGAAACAGAAACACGAUAAGAAAUCAGGACGAGGAGAGGAAGAGGACAUCGAUGUCUACGAGCAGAAAGAGAGCUGUGCUCACUUCAGAAAGGGCAAAGAGGACGACGAGGAAUGCUGAUUAUUCAACAGGUUUAGAUCAAAUGGGGAAAGGUUCCAUUUACCAAUCAAAUGUCUUCUUGUUUCUCCUUCAGUGUUCUUGAGCUGGUUACAUAAAGAAAACAUACUUUUCAAUAUGUGAUGAACUAUAACUUGACAUCAUGAAAUAUUUUGAAAUCUGUUAGCUAUGCUACUAAGCUAGGCUAGUUUGCUUUAGCAUUAGUUUAUUUGGUGCCAUUAUGUUCCAAAUCUGAAUUUUCUGCAUUUCUACUCAGGUUUCUAAAUGCGUACAGAUCGGUUGGAUAGAAACGUCCCAAUAGAAAGUGAAAUCAGAGAUGGUAAUAACCGCUACGCUGCUAAGCUAGGCAAAUUAGCGGGUCAAACUCAUGCGUUAAAUUCCUAAAAUAAUGUGACCUGUAAAACCUUUAAAUCGCAAAAUGUUCAAUUUAAGUGUUUUCUGUCCUUAAUUAUAUUUCAUUAAAAAAGAUGUCUAACUUUA